This is a messenger RNA of Parastagonospora nodorum SN15, 942 nucleotides long. RefSeq lists its product as hypothetical. The record is from RefSeq and is a predicted model, not a curated record. Lineage: Eukaryota; Fungi; Ascomycota; Dothideomycetes; Pleosporales; Phaeosphaeriaceae. The transcript has 2 exons. Gene Ontology annotation, cellular component: kinetochore. Bases 1 to 942 code for a protein of 313 amino acids. Gene Ontology annotation, molecular function: nucleic acid binding.
AUGAACGCUAUGGCGCAAUCCGAUGAAGAAGAUGACUACAUGAACAUGACGUUCGAGGAUGCGCCCAAGGGCCCAAAGUACGAAACCUCCCUCCAGCGCGCCGCGCGCAAGCGCAAAGAGGGCGAAGCCAGAGCACGACAAAAGACGAAAGCCGAGCGCGAGGCAGAUGCAGAGGCAGCACGUGAAGCCGCGUUAGCCACAGCCCUCCCCGAAACGAACAAGGGAUUCAAGAUGAUGGCUAAGUUUGGCUUCAAGCAGGGCGAUACCCUCGGCAAAUCCGAAAACGCUCGCAAAGUCCCUAUAUCAGUCGAUAUCAAGGGCGACAGGAGCGGCAUCGGUCUCGAGUCUGAGAAGAAGCGCAAGUUCAGAGAGCAGUGGGAGCAAGCAGACCGAGAAGCGAAGCGCUCCAAGGAGGAGGAAGGCGACUACAUCGAGAUCAGACGACUAGAGGCAAAGCAGAAGAAGGCAGAGAGAGACCUCGACAGCGCACAGAGGACUGCUGAGCGACUCACUGAGAAGGAAGCCGAGGAUAAAGGUACACCGCAACCGGUUGAGAAGCCAGUAAAGGACGUGAACCUUCUUUGGCGUAGUCGCGCUCGACGGAGAGCAACUAUCAUGCACGAGAAACAGCAGCGCCGGGAGCUGGACAACAGCAUUGCCUCGCGACUACCCACGCUGGCUCCGGAAGAAGACGACGAAGGCGACGAUGCGAAGAUCGCACAGGGUCGUGAUCUUGCGCCCUUUUACACAUCCCUUGAAAAUGAUCUUGAGGGUGAGGACCCAGAGCUUGCUGAGUUUGAGGCUUUGCCAGUCGAAGAACGACUUGAAAAGCUUCUCACGUUCCUCCGAGAAAAGUUUCAUUACUGUUUGUAUUGCGGGUACCAGUAUCCCGACGCAGAGAUGGAGGGUUGUCCUGGCGUGACUGAGGAUGAGCACGACUGA